CCCCCCGGUUUAUUGCCCCCGGUCCCACCGGGGCAGGGCCCGGAGGUGCCGCGGGGCCCAGCGCCGUGCCCCCCGGUGCCUCCCCGGUUUGGGGCCGCCCAACAAAGGCCGCCCCGUGCCAGCUUCCCCGGGACCGUGCGGGCUCGGCCCGGUGCGAGCGGGACCCCGCGCCCUUCCUCCCCCCCGCCCUCCUCCCCCUCCUGCCCUUUGUGUGGGGAGGAGGCCGGGGGGGGUCUGGGGGGCAGCGGGGGACCCCCGGGCUGUGCCCGUCCCCCGGGAGCGGUGGCCGGGCCGGGGGAGCCCUCCCCGUCCUGCUGCUCGCAGGCACUUUGUCCGCGCCUUUGUUCGAGCGGGGACGGGGACUUGUGUGCCUAGGGAGGGUCAAGUACGCGGGGUGGGGCGCAGCGGCUCCCCGGCAGGUCCGCGUAGCUCCCGUCUUGGGCAAUAACGAUAAAAAAAAGAAAGAGAAAACACAUAUAUAUAUGCGUAUAUACACCCCCCCUGGGGUCACGGGUUAACAAGUGACACUGGAGCGCUUCCAGGCACCGGGUCCCGUGGCCCUGGGCUCGCAGUUCCUAGAGCUGCGCUGUCACUGAGCAGCGGGGCAGCGGCCUCUCCUCCUGCCUGGCCUCCCCCUGCCUUUUGUGCCGCAAAUCAUCCGCCUGCUGCACCGUGGGUGCCCGACGUCCCUCGGCGGAGCGCUGCGGAGAGGAGGCUCGCUUCGGGGUAAAAGUGUGGAAGUUUUGGUGGGAGGGCUUCGAGCUCCGAGCCGCCUGGGCGCGGGGCAUCUCCGUUAUGCCCCUGGGCUUCGAGCGAGGCGGCUCGGACAACAAAGCUUCCUGUGAUUGUUCGAGCGAGGGGUGGGUCUCGCCGAGGUGCCUCCCUCUCCGGGAAGGGCUCGGUGCCCGAGCUCGGCCGUGCAGCCUGGGAGAUGGGUGUAGCGAGGAGCCAUGGGAGGCCCGCGCUGUCCUCGCGAGGAUAUGUGGCAGGGCGCUGCUGUCCCGGGGCCGUGGCACCUAGAUUUUGGGUUGUCCUCUGCCCCGCCGCUGGGUGAUGAGAGCAGGGUGUCUGGGCACGGCGGCGGUGCCGGAGUGCAGCUGCCUGGCCUCCUGCCUCGGUGUGGAAAUAAGAAAACUGGGAAUAAGCUUGUCUUCCACUUGGUAUGGAGAAGAGAAGCGAAGCUUAGCACCUCCGGGACCUGGGUGCGCUGGGAACCCAUAGCCAGGGCUGCAGCUGUGUUCCCAGCGGCUGUUUCUGUGCUUUCUUCCCCCAAGAAGCUGCCGUGGACGUGGGGCUCUCUUCCCUCCUGCUUCCCCCCUGUGGUGGCUGGGCUCUCUCUGCCAUGACUCUCUGCGCCUAGACCUGGCUGUCCCGUGCCUUUGCCAAUCACACCCGAGCUUCCUCCUCUGACAGUGAGGAGCGGGGCUCCUCCCCUGCCGGCUCCCCUUUUCCUCCCCGCACCUUGACACCGAGCCGACUCCGUCUGCGCCUCCCCGCGCCCUCCGCCCCCUCCCUGCCCACCCUGGGCGCCCGGCACCCAUGGACGACUCGGAAGUGGAGUCGACCGCCAGCAUCCUUGCCUCCGUCAAGGAGCAGGAGGCGCAGUUUGAGAAGCUGACGCGGGCGCUGGAGGAGGAGCGGCGCCAUGUCUCGGCCCAGCUGGAACGAGUCCGGGUCUCCCCGCAGGACGCCGGCCCGGGCUUGGCCAACGGCACGCUCACCCGGCGGCACCAGAACGGCCGUUUCUUGGGCGAUGCUGACCUGGAAAGGCAGAAAUUCCCAGAUCUGAAGCUCAACGGACCACAGGACCACAGCCACCUCUUGUACAGCACAAUCCCCAGAAUGCAGGACCCGGGCCAGAUCGUAGAGGAGACGUACACCAUGGAGGAAGACCCCGAAGGAGCCAUGUCCGUGGUGUCAGUGGAGACAUCGGAUGACGGGACGACCCGGCGCACGGAGACCACGGUGAAGAAAGUGGUGAAGACGGUGACCACGCGGACGGUGCAGCAGGUCCCGCUGGGGCCCGACGGCUUGCCCUUGGAAACCUCCCCUGUCGGCACCAACUACGUCCAGACGAUGGACAGGAACUUCCGCAAGAACGGCAACGGCGGCCCCGGCACCUACCUGAGCCAGCCGGGCACGGCCACGCUGCCUCGUAACUACCACUACCCCGACGGCUACGGCCGCCCCUACGACGACGGCGGCUACCCGGGCAGCGACCACAGCUACGGCAGCCUGUCCCGCGUCACCCGCAUCGACGAGCGCUACCGCCCCUCCAUGGACACCUACCGGGCCCCCAGCCGGCAGGACAUCUACGGCCCCCAGCCCCAGGUGCGCGUCGGGGGCAGCAACAUGGACCUCAACCACUUCCACCCCGAGCCCUACGGCCUGGAGGACGACCAGCGCAGCGUGGGCUUCGACGAUGUGGACUACGGGCUUAUGUCGGACUACGGCACGGCCAGGAGGGCAGGGACCCCGUCCGAUCCCCGGCGUCGGCUCAGGAGCUACGAGGACAUGCUGGUGGACGAAGUGGCUCCUGACCGGUACUACUGGGCCCCGCUGGCUCAGCACGAGCGGGGCAGCUUGGCCAGCCUGGACAGCCUGCGGAAAGGGGCCCCGGCCCCGGGCAGCUGGCGCCAGCCGGAGCUGCCGGAGGUGAUCGCCAUGCUGAGCUUUCGCCUGGACGCCGUCAAGUCCAACGCCGCCGCCUACCUGCAGCACCUCUGCUACCGCAACGACAAGGUGAAGACAGAAGUGCGCAAGCUGAAGGGCAUCCCGGUGCUGGUGGGGCUGCUCGACCACCCCAAGAAGGAGGUGCACUACGGCGCCUGCGGGGCGCUCAAGAACAUCUCCUUCGGCAAGGACCAGGACAACAAGAUCGCCAUCAAGAACUGCGACGGGGUGCCGGCCCUCGUGCGCCUCUUGCGAAAGGCUCACGACAUGGACCUCACGGAGGUCAUCACAGGGACGCUGUGGAACCUGUCCUCACACGACUCCAUCAAGAUGGCCAUCGUGGAUAACGCGCUGCACGCCCUGACCGACGAGGUGGUCAUUCCCCGCUCGGGCUGGGAGCGAGAGCCCAACGAGGACUCGAAACCCCGCCACAUCGAGUGGGAGUCGGUGCUCACCAACACUGCCGGCUGCCUCAGGAACGUGAGCUCCGAGCGGAGCGAAGCCCGGCGGAAGCUGCGGGAAUGCGACGGCCUGGUGGACGCCUUGAUAUACAUCAUCCAAUCUGAGAUCGGCCAGAAGGACUCGGACAGCAAGCUGGUGGAGAACUGCGUGUGCCUGCUGAGGAACUUGUCCUACCAAGUCCACCGUGAGAUCCCGCACGCCGAGCGCUACCAGGAGACACCUCUGGUCCCCACCAACAACACCGGGCCCCACGCCGCAAGCUGCUUCGGUGCCAAGAAGGGCAAAGGUAAAAAGCUCCCGGAAGACCCUGGUGCCGACACAGUGGAUUUUCCCAAAAGAACAACUCCAGCCAAAGGCUACGAGCUCCUGUUCCAGCCGGAGGUGGUGCGGAUAUACAUCUCCCUGCUGAAGGAAAGCAAGACUCCAGCCAUUCUAGAGGCUUCGGCGGGAGCAAUUCAGAACCUGUGUGCUGGCAGCUGGACGUACGGCCGGUACAUCCGCUCGGCGCUCCGCCAGGAGAAGGGGCUCUCUGCCAUCGCUGACCUCCUGACCAACGACAGCGAGCGCGUGGUGAAGGCGGCGUCCGGAGCCCUGCGCAACCUGGCUGUGGACUCGCGGAACAAAGAGCUGAUAGGUAAACAUGCGAUCCCCAGCCUAGUGAAGAACCUGCCUGGAGGCCAGCAGACCCCAGCCAAAAACCUCUCGGAGGACACAGUGGUGUCCAUCCUCAACACCAUCAACGAAGUCAUCGCGGAGAACCUCGAGGCCGCCAAGAAGCUGCGGGAAACGCAGGGGAUCGAGAAGUUGGUGCUGAUCAACAAAACCGGGAACCGCUCAGAGAGGGAGGUCCGAGCGGCUGCCCUCGUCUUGCAGACGGUUUGGGGAUACAAAGAGCUGCGGAAGCCCCUGGAGAAGGAGGGUUGGAAGAAGUCAGAUUUCCAGGUGAACCUGAACAGCGCCUCUCGGACCCAAGGGGGCAACUCAUUUGAUGACAGCACCCUGCCUCUCAUUGACAGAAACCAAAAAACAGACAAGAAAUCCUCCCGGGAGGAGAUCCAGAUGAGCAACAUGGGACCAGACAACUACUCCACGCUGAACGAGAUGGAGCACAGCAGGACGCUGGACCGACCCGGCGACCUCGGGGACACGGAGCCAGUGAAGGCGGCGCCGCUGAUGAAGAUCUAGCUGCCAUCCCUGCCUCCGUUCACUUUGGGUUGAUAAUAUAUUAUAUAUAUAUAAAUAUAUAACUUCGUGGUGGAUUGGACUGAUUUUUUUUACCUUUUUUUUUUUUUUUGCUGGACUGUUUGUGCCAACUAGCCAGCCAAAUGACUGGGCCCGGUCCCGCGAGGGGCAGCCCAGGCCACUCUGCCUCCUCUCGGCAGCUGUACCUCCCUCUUCUGGGAUGACUUUACCGAUAACUCUUCCUCCCUGUCCUUCGCCGCCACCUUCCUCCGGAGAGCGAACCCCAAACCCUCCCGCCUGACCGUCGGGAUCGACCGGCGCCGAUGCUGCAAAGACUCCAGCCUUCUGCCUUGACCAGGAGCUGCCUUCUCCUCCCACACCUUCCCUCUGUUUGGAGUCGACUGCAGGGACGGGGACAGAGGCCUCGCGACCUCCUUCUGUUGCCUAUAGGAUAUAUUUUGGGGGGGAUCGCUCCGCAGCUUGGGCUGUGCGGACAACUGGAGCUUCCCUCCCCGCUGGUGGUGGGACUGGAGUCCGAAGGAGGCUGGAGUCACGGGGGUGUGAGGCGAAGAAGAAACAGCAAUAACUUUUUUUCUCGCUUUGUUCUAGAUAGGAGACUUUGGGGGUGUGGGAAGAAGGAUCUGUCUGAGUCGUGGAGGGGUCUGGAUGGGCCCCCUGUGCCAGGAGGGACCCUUAGGUGUGAAGAAGGCUGGUGUGGAGGGAGCGGGACGGGCUUCCCCUGCCCGAGGGCGAUCCUCCGGGGGGAAGGAAGGAAGGAGGAGAUGCGGCAGGGCUUUUUGGGGCGAGGUUUCUUAGGGAACUGGCUGAAGUAGCGGAGUGCUGUGUGCCGGGCCGGCCAGCCCGGCUGCCAGAGGACGAGCAGCGGGGAGAGCCAGGAGCCUCUGCACCCCAGGCACCUGCGGCAGUGCCCCUCAGCCUCCUCUUGACAUGUGCCUUUCUUUUGCCACUGUGAAAUAGCUCUUUGAAUUGUACUGCCCGGCUUGGCUGGGGCGAGGGGGUGUUUCCUGGGCUACCGGUGGGCUUGAGCUCCUGCUGGGAGCCUCAGCUGUCCGCGGCGAUGCUGGAAGCCCAGUUUUUGGGAGUCCCAGGGGGAGCAGGGCUCUCCUCCGUGCCCUGUCCCCUGGAGGACGGGCUGUCCUGGGGGCACGCAGCCUUGUCCUCUCUGCUGACCGGUGGUGGGGAGCACGCUCCGUGCUGUGACUUUCUCUUCUUUUUUUGUUUAUGGUGGGGGUGAAGUGGGGAGGCUGAGACUCCCUGUGCAACUGGAAGCCUCCUCGCACGGCUAUGAACUGGACACGGAGCCCUCGCCGGGCUGCAGCUCACCCCAAGUGCCCCCAUGGAAGGGGGGAGGCCCCGGUGUGCCUCCCCCCUGGCCCCAAAACACCUCCCAGCCCCGGGGCUGAGCCCCCUCUGGCUCCAGCCGCCCCUCACGUUGAUUCGGUUCUGUUCGGGGGUCUAACUUCUCUUUUCCUUUGACUACGUAAAACACUAAUUCCUUUUAAUUUUGUAAUUUCAGAUGAACCAAAAAAACCCCACCCAAGUACGCAGCCCAGCUUCCCCCUUCCCUCCUCUCCCCGUGGGCAGGGGAGCUGGCUCCGGGGGGGGGAAGGAGGGGGGGGCAGGAGCACCCUGCUGUUCCUUGUCUGAUUCCUGUGCACACUCUUAUAACGCUUUUCAAACAAAAUGAUUUUUUUAUAUAAAUAAA
Molecule: messenger RNA, 6043 nt
Organism: Cygnus atratus (black swan)
Lineage: Eukaryota; Metazoa; Chordata; Aves; Anseriformes; Anatidae
Gene: CTNND1
Product: catenin delta 1
Exons: 19
Coding region: 1540-4320 (926 amino acids)
Biological process (GO): cell-cell adhesion; cell-cell junction assembly
Cellular component (GO): nucleus; adherens junction; plasma membrane
Molecular function (GO): cadherin binding
Source: RefSeq, a predicted model, not a curated record